Molecule: messenger RNA, 315 nt
Organism: Paraglomus occultum
Lineage: Eukaryota; Fungi; Glomeromycota; Glomeromycetes; Paraglomerales; Paraglomeraceae
Source: the annotation of a GenBank genome assembly
AUGACCAAAAUUUCAGCGACGGCCCGUCGUCGAAAUCACAAUGGUUUUAUAAUCUUUAUUAUUAAGUUAAUAAAGUUCGUCCACAAUACUUUCUUCCAUCAUCAGCAGAACUUUAGUUCUAAUUACGAUGAUUUCGAGAAUGGAAUCGAGAGAGAUAUACAUGGGUCAAUAAUAGAAACGAUUCCUCAUCAAGAUUUGAACGAUGCGCAAGAUUCGAUCCAACUUACCAAACCGAAAAAAAGGCAAAACGAGAUACUAGAAAAGCUUAGUGGGUUGAAGGCCGAGGAUCCAAUACCGACGAAUAGGAAUUGGUAG